AUGUUGUCUUCAUUGAACGAAACUCGAUCAGCAGAUAAGUAUCUUCAUUUAAGUGAUCAAUACCCCCCCAAAAUUCCAAAAUCCCAGGUCCAGCCUCGGCCACCAUCUGCUACUGAUGGAAGAAGUAGAAUCCCCACAAAUGUCCAUCGUAGCUCAAUGUCAGGGACAGACACCCAUGGGUUCGUAGGGAUCCCAUUGGCAAAGGCUCAGAAAGAUUCUAGCCGACGUCUUGCAUCAAAGAGCUGUAAUUCCGCGAUGCCAAAGAAAGCCUCGAGUGUACCAUCCGGGAUGCACAGAAGACAACUAGAGAAUCAGCUGCAUGUAAAGAGAAAUAAGUACGUGACAUUCAAGAAGGAGCUUGUCGAGAAACAAAAAUGUGCAAUCGAGAUGUACGAAGACGUGGUCCAACUCCGAGAAAAGUUGAUUGCAGUUGGAGGUAAAGAUCCAGGUAAAAUCGAUGCAAUCCAGCUCCUCUGCGAUCAGACUCUGCAGACCCUAGGAGGUGGGGAGACAACUUUCGUAGUGGGCUCGACAGUCACUAAAGAAUUUAUUUCAAGUAUUCAACUCCAGUUGGAUAAUGCUUCUAAAAACCUCUUCGAUGUCUGUCAAGACACAUUAACAAAAUACUCCAGAGUUCUUCAUCGGUUGAUGAACCCUAGAGAUCAACCACGAGAUUCAGAAACGAUGCUGGAGCUCAAAGAGUUCGAGGUGGAUCACGAGAACUUGGUGACACGGCUAGAGGCAGCAAAAAAAGUCGAGGAUGAAUUCAGAAGCAGUGUAAUGAGUAAAAUAUCAAUUUUGUGGAGUGAAAUUGAUGCUUGUCGAAUUAGAAUCAAACAUCUGGAGAAUGCUGGAGACGACAUAGCCAAUCAAUUACGAACAAAGUUAAACAGCGAAGUUGAGAAGCUGAGGGAACUCAAAGAAAGAAAGAAUGCUGUGGAUGGGCAAUUGCAGAAGGCUCAAGUGAGGAUUAAGGAGCUGGAGGGAAAGUUGGAAGAGAAUGAGACAAAAAUAUCGCAUCUUCUGGGGAGUGUUAAGAACUUGGAGGGACAGUUGAAGCAGAUGGACGUUAACGGGGAGCAGAGAAUUAGAGAGUUGCAGAAGAUACUGAAAAACUCAGAAGCAUCUGUUACAAAACUGGAGAGUCAACGAGAAAGUCUCGAGUCCCGGUAG
Diachasma alloeum is the source of this 1173-nucleotide messenger RNA. RefSeq lists its product as uncharacterized. NCBI's taxonomy places the organism in Eukaryota, Metazoa, Arthropoda, Insecta, Hymenoptera, Braconidae. The record is from RefSeq and is a predicted model, not a curated record. The transcript has 4 exons. The coding region runs from base 1 to 1173 and encodes 390 amino acids.